AUGAUACGUCAGAGGUUUCAAACGGCACAAAAUCGACAAAAGAGCUAUACUGAUCAUCGGAGGAAGAAUUUGGAGUUUGAGAUAGGGGAUAAGGUGUUUCUUAGAGUUACUCCCUUGAAAGGAAAGAUUAAAGCAAGAAAGGAGAAGAAAUUGCAACCAAGAUACAUAGGACCUUUUAGUAUACUCCAACGGAUAGGAAAGGUGGCUUAUCGAUUAGAGUUACCAGGUAGUUUAUCUCGAAUCCAUGAUGUUUUUCAUGUUUCUUUGCUUAAAAAAUAUCACCCGGAUCCGACUCAUGUUUUGUCACCGGAAGAUAUUGAACUGGACGAGUCUUUAACAUACAAAGAACGACCCAUUCGAGUAUUAGAUUGGAAGGUGAAGGACUUGAGAAAUAAGCAAAUUCCACUGGUUAAGGUUCUAUGGAGACAUCAUGAGGUGGAGGAAGUAACCUGGGAGUUGGAGAAGGACAUGCGAGAAAAGUAUCUUGAGCUAUUUGCAAAUAAAGCCUUGAUUAUGGUUGUAUACCUAGUAAUUGAUGGUAUUGAGCUAGUAAUUGAUGGUUUUGAUGAGAUAGUACUUGAUAGUAUUGAGCUAGGAUAUGAAUUUGUAGAGUAG
Molecule: messenger RNA, 615 nt
Organism: Coffea eugenioides
Lineage: Eukaryota; Viridiplantae; Streptophyta; Magnoliopsida; Gentianales; Rubiaceae
Exons: 2
Coding region: 1-615 (204 amino acids)
Source: RefSeq, a predicted model, not a curated record